GUAAAGCUUCCCUACUGCUUUGCAAAAUCUCAUGAUAUCCUGUGUCUCUCUCUCUCUCUCUCUCACUCUCUACAAAAUACACAUACCCAGCUACUUGUCUCUAUCUCCCUGCGUCCGUCUCUCAGUUUUGUUGCUGCGCAUGUAUCUAUAAUGGAAAGCAAACCAGUUCAGGUCUUCUAUCAUCUUGCUCUAUCAAUUAUUCUCUUCAUACUGUUUGUUUUCGUUCCUGGAACCGAACAAGAUGGGUUUUCAACAGUCAAGACCGAUGCACAAGCACUCUUAAUGUUCAUUAAGACGAUAGAGAAGGACCCUAAUGGAGUUUUAUCAGGGUGGCAGCUUGAUCGGAAUCCAUGCAACUGGCAUGGUGUUUCAUGCUCUCUAGGACGAGUGACUCAACUUGAUCUAACCGGGUCGGGCCUUGCAGGGGCUAUCUCCUUCGACCAUCUGGCUUCACUAGAUAUGUUAUCUGUUCUGAAAAUGUCUUUCAAUCCAUUUACCAUAAAUGCUACUUCUUUGCUUCAGCUUCCAUAUGGUUUAAAACAUCUUGAUCUAUCUAGUACUGGUCUUUCUGGUUCUGUCCCCGAUAAGUUUUUAUCGAAAUGUCCCAAUCUGGUUUUUGUCGAUCUUUCGCUUAACAAUAUGACGGGUUCGUUACCUGCCACUCUAUUAUUGAAUUCCAAUCAACUGCAGGUUCUGGACCUCUCCUUUAACAACCUUACCGGGUCAAUUUCUGGCUUGAACAUUGAGAAUUCUUGCAGUUCGUUGCUGCAUCUAGAUCUGUCUAGAAACCGUAUAAUCGGUUCCCUCCCAAACUCCCUCUCGAACUGCACUAGUCUCAACAACUUGAGUUUAUCUGGCAAUUGGCUCACAGGGGAAAUCCCAGGAUCGUUUGGUCAAUUCAGGAGUUUACAGAGAUUGGAUCUAUCUCAUAAUUAUCUCACUGGCUGGAUUCCACCAGAAUUGGGACUUGCAUGCAAUUCACUUUUAGAACUUCAGCUUUCUAAUAAUAAUAUUACUGGCUCUAUUCCAGCCUCCUUAUCUUCUUGUCCUUGGUUGCAGCUUCUCGAUCUGUCUAAUAACAAUAUAUCUGGUCCGUUACCCGAUUCCAUGUUUCGGAAGCUUGUCUCGUUGGAGAACUUAUUGUUGAGUAAUAACGUAAUUUCUGGAUCCUUUCCUGCUUCAAUAUCAUAUUGCAAAAGAUUACGUGUUGUAGAUUUUAGCUCCAACAGGAUUUCUGGGGUGAUACCGGGAGAUAUAUGUCCAGGAGCUGCCUUGCUGGAGGAGUUGAGAAUGCCGGAUAAUCUCAUCGUGGGAGAAAUCCCCGCCGAGUUAUCACAAUGCAUGCAGCUGAAGAUCAUUGAUUUCAGCCUAAACUUUCUCAAUGGCUCAAUUCCGGGAGAGCUUGGGAAGCUUGAGAAUCUUGAGCAACUAAUGGCAUGGUUCAAUGGGUUGGAAGGGAAGAUCCCAAAAGAGUUGGGCAAAUGCAGCAAUCUCAAGGAUGUCAUUCUCAAUAACAAUCAUCUGAGCGGUGAAAUUCCAGUUGAAUUGUUCAAAUGCAGUAAUCUUGAAUGGAUAUCGCUCACAAGCAAUGGACUAACAGGUGAAAUCCCCAGGGAAUUUGGUCAAUUGACAAGACUCGCCGUGUUGCAACUUGGAUACAACAGCUUGAGUGGGCAGAUACCAAGAGAGCUUGAAAGCUGCAGAAGUUUGGUUUGGCUGGACUUAAACAGCAACAACCUUACGGGAGAGAUCCCUCCAAAAUUUGGAAGACAGCCAGGAGCAAAAGCAUCGAGCGGAAUUCUAUCUGGGAACACUUUGGUAUUUGUACGCAAUGUCGGAAAUUCUUGUAAAGGGGUCGGAGGUUUGUUGGAAUUCUCCGGAAUUCGACCUGAGAGACUUCAGCAGGUCCCGACGCUGAAGACCUGUGAUUUCACGAGAUUUUAUUCUGGUCUGGUCCUAAACCGCUUUACAAACUACCAGACUUUGGAGUAUUUGGAUCUUUCUUACAAUGAGCUUCGUGGUGAAAUCCCCGAAGAAUUUGGAGACAUGGUGGCGUUGAAAGUUCUUGUAUUAGCCCACAACCAGUUAUCGGGGGAGAUCCCCUCCUCACUAGGCCGACUCAAAGAUUUGGGCGUGUUUGAUGCAUCACAUAACAGAUUGCAGGGUCAUAUACCUGAUUCCUUCUCAAAUCUAUCAUUCUUAGUGCAAAUUGAUCUGUCGAGCAACGAAUUAACAGGACAAAUUCCAACAAGGGGACAGCUCAGUACACUUCCAGCAAGCCAGUACGCGAACAACCCAGGACUUUGCGGGGUUCCAUUACCAGAAUGCCAGAAUGGCAGUGACGAACCAGAUACACCUCCAAACGGGGAUGAGAGCAGAAGAAGUCGAAAGCCAACGGUUGCACCUUGGGAAAAUAGCACUGUCUUGGGGAUUUUCAUUUCAAUUACUUCUGUCUGCAUUCUGAUUGUCUGGGCAAUUGCAAUUUGUGCUAGACGGAAGGAGGCAGAGGAAGUCAAGAUGCUUACUACCUUGCAAGCAUCCCAUUCAGCCACCACGUGGAAAAUUGACAAAGAGAAAGAGCCAUUGAGCAUUAAUAUAGCAACUUUCCAAAGGCAGUUGAGGAAGCUCAAGUUCUCCCAACUAAUUGAGGCCACCAAUGGCUUUUCAGCAGAAAGCCUUAUUGGGUGUGGAGGAUUCGGAGAAGUGUUCAAGGCCACGCUGAAAGAUGGGUCAAGUGUUGCAAUCAAAAAGCUUAUACGAUUGAGCUGCCAGGGUGACCGAGAAUUCACGGCCGAGAUGGAAACUUUGGGGAAAAUCAAGCACAGGAAUCUUGUGCCUCUAUUGGGUUAUUGCAAAGUGGGCGAGGAGAGACUCCUUGUGUAUGAAUUCAUGGAGUAUGGAAGCCUUGAAGAGCUGCUUCAUGGUAGAACUAAGGCACGAGAUCGACGGAUUCUGACAUGGGAGGAAAGAAAAAAGAUUGCGAGAGGUGCAGCGAAAGGACUCUGUUUCCUACAUCACAACUGCAUCCCACACAUAAUACACCGGGACAUGAAAUCAAGCAAUGUCCUACUUGACCACGAAAUGGAAGCCAGGGUUUCGGAUUUUGGAAUGGCAAGACUCAUUAGUGCACUUGACACCCACCUCAGUGUAAGCACACUUGCAGGCACACCUGGAUACGUCCCCCCAGAGUACUACCAAAGCUUCCGAUGCACUGCAAAAGGUGACGUCUAUUCGUUUGGGGUUGUCCUCUUGGAGCUCUUGACAGGGAAACGCCCAACUGAUAAAGAGGAUUUUGGAGAUACAAACUUGGUGGGGUGGGUGAAAAUGAAAGUUAGAGAAGCCAAUGCAUUGGAGGUGAUAGACCCAGAGUUGCUUUCAGGGACAAAAGAAACUGAUGCAGCAGAGGCAGAAGUAAAAGAGAUGGUAAGGUAUCUGGAAAUAACACUGCAGUGUGUGGAUGAUUUCCCCUCUAAGAGGCCUAACAUGUUGCAGACGGUGGCCAUGCUGAGAGAGCUGAUGCCCGGAUCAGCCAGCGGAAGCAGCAACAGCGGUUGAACCAAGGGUUUUUUGUAUUGAUUAUGAUUAAUGUAUGAAGAUAAACCUAUACUACAACUCUUACCCUCUUGCUUUGUUCCUUAAUUUCUUCUUUUCAGUCAGAGAGCAUACAUAUAUCGCGACUUAAUAGCUAA
Messenger RNA from Carya illinoinensis, 3689 nucleotides. RefSeq names its product serine/threonine-protein kinase BRI1-like 2. Gene Ontology annotation, molecular function: receptor serine/threonine kinase binding; protein kinase activity; ATP binding. The transcript has a single exon. Lineage: Eukaryota; Viridiplantae; Streptophyta; Magnoliopsida; Fagales; Juglandaceae. The record is from RefSeq and is a predicted model, not a curated record. Bases 151 to 3555 code for a protein of 1134 amino acids. Gene Ontology annotation, biological process: protein phosphorylation.